This is a messenger RNA of Drosophila montana, 1347 nucleotides long. RefSeq names its product putative phosphatidate phosphatase. Gene Ontology annotation, cellular component: plasma membrane. The record is from RefSeq and is a predicted model, not a curated record. Lineage: Eukaryota; Metazoa; Arthropoda; Insecta; Diptera; Drosophilidae. Bases 220 to 1233 code for a protein of 337 amino acids. Gene Ontology annotation, biological process: signal transduction; phospholipid dephosphorylation; phospholipid metabolic process. Gene Ontology annotation, molecular function: phosphatidate phosphatase activity. The transcript has a single exon.
CCGUCGUGCAUGAAAUGAUCGUUAAAUUAAAAGAACGUUACCCACUCGAGGCCGGUUCAGUCAGUCACUGACAACGAACCCGAAACGACGUUAACGAAUCCGACGGGUAUAAAAAACCAACGAACCCAAACUUAAUUAAACAGCAUAAAAAAAAAUUGGAAUAUUAACUAAUUAAAAACGCAUUCAGACCAACGCCGACGCCAACCAACUACCGACAAAAUGCUCGACGCCGCCAAUGAAAAUAGCGCAGCUCCCGCCGCCCAGACGGACAGCGAAGUACGGCGUGCUUCCGCCGCCCAGCGCCGAGUGGCGCGCCGCCUGCUCAUCGAGCUGCUGAUCAUAGUGGUGCUAACGAUACCCAUCUGCAUCUUUGAGUUUGCCGUGGAGCCGGCGCGGCGCGGCUUCUUCUGCGACGAUGAGAGCAUACGGUACCCGUUCAGUGACAACACUGUCACGCCCGUGAUGUUGGGCCUGCUGGCCGGCGCACUACCGCUCGUAAUCUUCGUUGUGGUCGAGUAUGUGCAUGCUCUGCGCGCCGGUGAGCUGUCGUCGACGGUGGAGCUGCUCGGCUGGCAGAUGUCAACCUGGUAUGUGGAGCUGGCCCGUCAGUUGACCUAUUUUGGCUUCGGUAUUCUGCUGACCUUCGAUGCCACCGAGGUGGGCAAGUACACGAUUGGACGCCUGCGACCCCAUUUUAUUGCUGUGUGCCAGCCUCAGCUGAACGACGGCACACUAUGCACCGAUCCGGUCAACCUGCAUCGCUAUGUGGAGAACUACGAGUGCGCCGGAGAGGGCUAUACCAUUGCGGAUGUCCGGCAGGCGCGUCUUAGCUUCCCCAGCGGCCACUCUAGCAUCGCCUUCUACGCGCUCCUCUACGUGGCGCUCUAUCUGCAGCGCAAGGUGACUUGGCGCAGCUCCAACUUUGCGCGCCACUUUCUGCAGUUCGUGCUCAUCAUGCUGGCAUGGUACACUGCGCUGAGCCGCGUCAUGGACAGCUGGCAUCACUGGUCGGAUGUGCUCGUCGGCUCGCUGAUAGGCGUGACCGUAGCCUUGAUAACCGCCCGCUACAUUGCCAAGUUUUUCAAAUCGCCGUUCAGCGACGUCCCUCUGGGCGGUGGGCUGAGGAGGGAGGACACCUCGGCCACGCUGCAGGAGGAGGUGUGCCCCAGCACGCCGCCCCCCUACUGUGUUAAUAGCAGUUACAACGAAGAUCAGUAUUGUACCAAAGUUUAGACAGAGGACAACCCUUCCACGAUCAGAGAUCGUCGAGUGGAAGAAAAGUGCAAAAUUGUAAUUAAACAUUCCAAAGCAAAUAAAAUAUACACGCAAAACGCGUCCUGUGCAAAA